Messenger RNA from Stegostoma tigrinum, 4131 nucleotides. RefSeq lists its product as uncharacterized. The transcript has 10 exons. Gene Ontology annotation, biological process: protein deglycosylation. Lineage: Eukaryota; Metazoa; Chordata; Chondrichthyes; Orectolobiformes; Stegostomatidae. Gene Ontology annotation, molecular function: N4-(beta-N-acetylglucosaminyl)-L-asparaginase activity. Bases 32 to 1042 code for a protein of 336 amino acids. The record is from RefSeq and is a predicted model, not a curated record.
GGGGGCCAAUCAGAGUGCAGGGUUGGUUGCUAUGGCGGCGGCGGUCGUUGGAACCUGGGCCUUUUCGCUGGCUGCGGUGGACAAGGCCCGGUUGCUGUUGGCGACCGGCCGCGGGGCCUCGGCCACCGUCCAGGAGGCUAUGGCAGAAGUAGAAAAUGACAAGGAGACUGGCUGCUUUGUUGUAGGCCGUGGGGGCUUCCCAAACAAAGCUGGAGUUGUUCAGUGUGAUGCUGCAAUCAUGGAAGGACUGCCGGGGCGUUUUGGAGCUGUCGCAGCCCUACCUGGCAUUGGUAUCCCACUGACAGUGGCUCGUAUGGUAAUGGAUAAGAGUGAUCACUCAAUGCUUGUUGGAGGAGGAGCUGUUGCUUUUGCCAAAGAGCAGGGAUUCAGUAUUGAAGACAACAGUGACAUGAUGACUGAAGCAGGCUUGGCUGCCUAUGAGGAAUUUUUGAGAAGUCGCAAGAGCCCUUCCAAAAAUCAUGACACUUUAGGUCUGAUUGUCUUGGAUCAGGAGGGGAAUAUAACUGUAGGUGUAUCAACAUCUGGAGCUCCAUUCAAAGACCCUGGGCGAGUCGGUGAUUCACCUUUGCCUGGAUGUGGCCUGUAUGCAGACAGUCGGGCAAGUACCUUCCACGAUUUCAGUCUGCAGAGACCAACCUCUGGUGAUGGAGAUAAAAUCAUGUGCUUCUGCCCAAGUUUCCAUGUUGUUCAACUCAUGAAGCAGGGUCUUUCUCCUACAGAUGCUUGUCAAUCUGUAGUUCAGGAUAUUUGUAACAGAGUCGGAAAGAAAGACAUCUUUGAAAUUGGGCUCAUUGCGUUGAACAUGAAGGGUGAAGUUGGCGCUGCUUCAACUGUCCCUUUUCCAUAUACAUUCUGGGCUCAUGGAAUGGAAACAGUGGAACAAAGACAGAGCUGCCCUCAGAUCUAUCCUGUCUGGUUUGAUGCACGUUCAAAAGCAAGCUGUUGGAACUGUCAGGUCAAUUUGGAUUUGAAAGUACUGGACUUGACAAUGCUCAGAUAUAUGAUGUUUGUUCACGUCUAGAUUUUUCUUUAAAACUGGAAGUUAGUGGCAAAGCCAGCUUUAUUGCCCAAAGCCUCAAGGUUCCCAAAGGAUAUGAUGCCAGGCUUUGGUCUUUAAUUGGCCCUUCUUUUGUUCAGUGACGGAACUGAAGAAUUUCCCUAUUCUAUUUUAUAACUUGCUGAUCUUUUAUUUGUAUUGACAACCAGUCUAUCGCCAUUCUGAAUCGUAAGAAUUGAAGAAGAUGAAGUACUCUAUAUUCCCUACAAUUCCCUGACCCUGCUCAGCUAUUGCACAAGAGUGUGUUUGAUCUUGUACUUCAAAGUGACUUUUUUAGCGUUGUGUUUUCCUUGAUGCCUUUGUGUCCAAAAAUAUUGUUAUUUUGCCUUGAAUGAGCAUUUACCACUGUCAGUGCCGGAGUAUUCUAAAGGUUCACAGCUUGCUGAAGAAAUUUCUCAUCCCUGUCCAAACUGAUCAUUAUUCAAGACUUUGACAUCUGCUUAGAGAUCUCCGAACUACUCACCUUCAACUCUUCCCAGCCUUCCCCAACCACUGCAUCACAUUGGGCUACUCCAGCUUUAUUUAUGAAUGAAUCAGAGCACAGUGUGUUGAGUGAUGCUUGAAGAGUCUUGAAACUGAAUAUAUCAUGUACUGUCUUAUGAUCAUCUCAUAACUUUGCCAAAAGAGCAGAAUGGUUUUGGCUGAGAAUGGAGACUUGCCGAUACAACAAGUCACUCAUGAUCAAAUGAAGGACUGAGGAAGUGAAAUUUAUUUCUUGUGGCAGAAAGCUGUGACACUGGAGUAUCAAUUCACCCUGCCACUAAGACAUCACAUGUCUUUUAUGACGACAUGUUAUUGAAAGUAUUAAUUUAUGAUGUUGUGUGGAUGAAUUGAGAUGUACACACAGAUCUAGCUGGAUAUAUUUAUAUAGCUAACAGCAUCUUUUUUCAGUAAUGCUCAAGUCUGUACUACUGAGCAACUACUCUGAUAUAGAUUUUCCAAAAGCUAAGGCUAUUAACUAAGCCAAAAUGACAAGCCCCAAUCUUCUAUAACAGAAUUAGAGGUUCUCUUCUAAUAAUUACCCAACAUCCAGAAAAGCUUGCCUUUCCCCUCUUAAGCCAUUAAAAGAUUGGUUAAAGGAAAGAAAAUCCCUGAUCCAUUUUAUACAUAAAUAAGUUGUACCUUGUUAAUUUAACACUGACAAUGAACAAAUUAACAGAAUUAAUAACAAACCAAACAAUUCCCUCUCAAAACUACUAACCGUUCCCUAACAGCACUAGAUUCUACUGAAAUGCUGCUCAAAUAAACACAAGUUUCACUUAUAUAAACUCACGUAAUCAGACAACAAUAAAUUAAAACUUAAUCACUCCAAAUUCAAGCAGACUGUGUUUUCUGAAACUCACUACCUUCUGUUGAUGUCACACCCCAAAUGCCUUUCUUCCACUGAUUCUCCUGUCAGGGAUGUUUCCUCUGUGCAGACUCUCAGCUAAAAUGUUGUGGUACCUUUUAUUGAUUAGUGAGCUUAGUGAUUUCUUGUGAGGGCUCAGAGCUUAUUUCUCAGAUGGCAGGCUUGCUUUCUCUGAUUUUCCAAAUGCCCUUGUCUUGUGGACCCUUAAUAACAUAUUAUAAGGAGUUGAUUAUGAUUGACCUCAGGUGGUCAACACUAUCAGAUUUAAAUCCAAUUGGCUUUCUGUAUCUCGGUGCUUGGUUUAAAUUAAUUGGCCAAAUUCAAACUUGAUGUCUUGGUAAAAUUGCUGCUUGGCUGCCCUCUACAAAACGUUUCCUUUUAGGCACACUCUUGUGCACCUGCAUUUAUAAACUUCCAAGCACAGACAAUGCACAAGCUCUUAAAGGGAUCGUGGCACUCUUUUUUUUUUUCUCCACAAUCCUCUUUACCAACAAAUUAUAACUUCCUGCCUUUUAAUUCAUGAAUACUCUACUCAACUUCAUAAUAAGUGAAAAAUGUCAGAUUUGUGGAGAACGCAAGCUGUGUAAUAGAGUCACUCAGUCAACAAAGCUUUCAGAGGUGUCUGAACCAAAGAGACAGUCAAAGUGAAACUGCCACAGAGGGAACACCUUGCUCCUCUCUUUUUUUUGUACUUUCUGAAGAUCUUAGAGUCAAAGUCAUGCAGCAUGGAAACAGACCCUCAGUCCAACUCAUCCAUAACAACCAGCCAUCCCAAUCUGACCCAGUGCCAUGUGCCAGCAUUUGGCCCUUAUCCCUCUUAACCCUUCCUAUUCAUAUACCCAUCCAGAUGCCUUUUAAAUUUGGAAUUGUACCAGUCCCCACCACCUUCUCUGACGGCUCAUGCCAUAUACAUGCACCAUCAACUGUGUGAAAAAGCUGCCCCUUAGGUCCCUUUUAAAUCUUUCUCCUCUAACCUUAAACCUAUGCCCCUCUAGUUUUGGACUUGCCCUCUUUAGGAAAAAGACCUUGGUUAGUCACCCUAUCCAUGCCCCUCAUGGUUUUAUAAUCCUCUGUCAGAUUGCCUGUCAGCAUCUGAUGCUCUAGGGAAAAAACCCAACUUGUUUAGCCUCUCCCUAUGACUCAAACCAUUCAACUCUGGCAACAUCCUUGAAAUCUUUUCUGCACUCUCUCUCAAGUUUUAACAACACCUUUCCUCUAGCAGGAAAACCAGAAUUGUAUGCAGUAUUCUAAAAGAGGCCUCACCAAUGUCCUGUAUGGCCACAACAUGACCUCCAAUUUAUAUACUCAAUACACUGACCAAGAAAGACCUUUCUCCCUAUCCUAUCUACCUGUGAUUCCACUUUGAAGGAACUUUGGUCCUGUACCUCAAGGUCUCUUUGUACAGCAACACUCACAUUUAUCAGAAACUCCAUCUGCCACUCCUCAGCCCAUUGGCCCAUCUGAUCAAGGUCCAGUUCUGAGAUAAUCAUCUUCAGUGUCCAGUACGCCACCGACUUAAGAUCUCAUACUCUACAAAUUUCUGGGAUAUCUUUUGCAUACAUGAGGGGGCAGCGAGGGGAAUUGUAUUUUUGUUUUAUUUUGUACUACUGAACUGUUGGAUAUAUUUGUACCUUUUAAACCUUUCAUUGAUUUCUGCUGCUUUUCUUGGGUGAAUAUUGCAAAUAAAACUGUCUUGAUAGCUUAA